Messenger RNA from Tetrahymena thermophila SB210, 1074 nucleotides. Its product is annotated as STOP protein. The transcript is spliced from 8 exons. The record is from RefSeq and is a predicted model, not a curated record. Lineage: Eukaryota; Ciliophora; Oligohymenophorea; Hymenostomatida; Tetrahymenidae.
AUGGAUAAAAGAUCAUAAAGCUAGGUAUAGUUUAAGACAAAUUAUAAUGAACCUUCAAGGACUAGCAUCAAUUUGAAGGAGAAGCAACUUCUCGAAAAAAGUGGAUCUGUCGCUUAAAAUCUAAAUAGAAAUGUUCCAAAUGAUUUAUACGCCAGUGUGAGCUAAAAAGAUAAAGAAUCAUAAAAGAAUGCUUCCCACUAUGAUAAUAAUUUCUAAAAAAGCCAAUAGGAUUCAGGCAAAAAUGUUUCUGCAGAAGAAUUAUAGGAAAUGUAUUCUACUAGAAAGGAGGCUCUCUAAAAGCAUAUGGAUAAAUUAUUUGUUUCAAAUGAUACCUAUUUUAAAUUGAUGAAAGGUGGACUUGUUUGCGGUUAUUGUCAUCGUCCUAAAGAUCUUAACUUGGAUUACAAAAAAGGAGCUGAAUCUAUUUACUAAAAAGAUUUUAAGCCACACGCUUGCUGCAAAGGUGUGCCAAGAGUCCGCUCUGAUUUUUUCGGAGGAUUCUACACUUAGUAACCCAUGGAACUUACAACUGUUCAUAGAACUGAUUAUAUUCCUCACCCUUUAGAAAAAAAUAAAUCAGAGAAGAAGCCAGACUCAUCCUAAUUUCUUCCAUUUGCAGGAGUUUCAAGUUACAAUGACUAAUAUGCAAAUUGGGGUUCAAAUCCAGUCAGCUUAAUUAAACCUCCUUAUCAUCCUACAGUUAUUAAAGAAUUACCUUUUGUAGGAAAAACUAUGUACAAAGAUUAUUACUAAGGAAAACCUGCUGAAAAAGAUGCCGAAAGAGAUAAAAUCAUUUAAACUCAUAGAAGAGGAUAGUUUAAAUCACCUAUAAAUCCUGAUUUCCCAUUCUUGUCUUCUACCUCGUAUGGCUCUACAUAUAUUCCAUAAAACACUUCCACUAAUAACUUUAAAGUUCCAUAAAAAGCAUCUGCACCUCUUCCUCCUUUCGACGGUUAAUAUGUCACUAAUUAUAAGAAAGAUUAUGAUGACAAGUCUCACCAUCCUAGUCAAAAGUGUGAUGAUAAAAAUUGUAUUAUAUGUGGCAGAAGAUUACUUAAAAAGUAAGUAUCGUGA